Molecule: messenger RNA, 2036 nt
Organism: Mercurialis annua (annual mercury)
Lineage: Eukaryota; Viridiplantae; Streptophyta; Magnoliopsida; Malpighiales; Euphorbiaceae
Product: splicing factor U2af large subunit B-like
Exons: 13
Coding region: 98-1873 (591 amino acids)
Biological process (GO): mRNA processing
Cellular component (GO): U2-type prespliceosome; nuclear speck; nucleus
Molecular function (GO): poly-pyrimidine tract binding; pre-mRNA 3'-splice site binding
Source: RefSeq, a predicted model, not a curated record
UAGAAAAGAUUUCUGAAAUCUAAAGUCGCGCUAUCACUUCAUUUUUUUCCGCAGUACGAAUUUAAAGGAAAACGCAAUCGAAUCCAUUUAUUUUUAGAUGACCGAUUACGAAGGACGAUACGACGGUAACGGAAUGGAUUUUGAUAACAACGAUAACUACGCUGCCAGCGGCGGCGCCGUUUCUUCUCCUCCUCUUCGCGGUGAGGAUCACGGAGAUUCCAAAUCUCAGCAUCGAGAACAUGAGAGGGAGUCUUCUAAAAGUAGAGAGAAAGAUAGAGAAAAGGGACGAGACAAGGAGAGGGAUCGAGACAGGGAUAGAGAUAGGGAUAAGGAACGUGAGAGAGAUAAGGAUGGUGAGAGAAGUAGAGAUAGAGAUAGGGAUAGGGACAGAGAUAGGGAAAGGGAUCGAGACAAGGAUCGUGACCGUCACCAUAGAGACCGUGAUCGCCAUAGAGAUCGUGGCGAGAGGAGGGAAAGGGGCAGAGAUAGAGAUGAUGAUGGUUUCAGCCGAAGCAGAGACUUUGACAGAGAUAGGCGAAGAGACUUUGAUAGAGAAAGGGAGGAUAAGCAUAAACGUCCGUCACGAUCUUCUUCAAGGGGCAGAACAGAGCGCAGAUCAAAGUCCCCCUCACGCGAGCGCUCUCGUUCCAAGAGCAAAAGGAUCAGUGGUUUUGAUAUGGCUCCUCCCCAACAUUCACUGUUACCUGGUGCAGCUGCAGUUGCUGCUGUUGCAGGUCAGAUUCCUGGGACUACUCCUGCCAUCCAAGGAAUUUUUCCAAACAUGUUUGGUUUAGGGACUGGUCAGCAGUUUGGUACUCUUCCUGUUAUGCCAGUUCAAGCAAUGACACAGCAGGCUACUAGGCAUGCUCGGCGGGUAUAUGUUGGAGGACUCCCCCCUACAGCCAAUGAACAGUCUGUGGCUACUUUCUUCAGCCAUGUAAUGGCUGCAAUUGGAGGAAAUACUGCUGGUCCAGGGGAUGCUGUUGUAAAUGUUUAUAUUAAUCAUGAAAAGAAGUUCGCAUUUGUGGAGAUGAGAUCUGUGGAGGAGGCUAGUAAUGCAAUGGCUCUAGAUGGGAUUAUCUUUGAGGGAGCUCCUGUCAAGGUGAGGAGACCCAGCGACUAUAAUCCAUCUCUUGCUGCCACACUUGGUCCAAGCCAGCCCAAUCCCAACCUCAACCUGGGUGCGGUUGGUUUAACUCCAGGCUCUGCUGGCGGCCUUGAGGGUCCAGACCGCAUCUUUGUUGGUGGGCUCCCCUAUUACUUCACAGAAGCACAAAUCAGGGAGCUGUUAGAAUCUUUUGGACCCCUUCGAGGUUUUGAUCUAGUCAAAGAUAGAGAAACCGGCAACUCAAAAGGCUAUGCAUUCUGUGUUUAUCAAGAUCUUUCAGUUACAGACAUAGCUUGUGCUGCCCUGAAUGGAAUUAAAAUGGGCGAUAAAACUCUCACCGUCAGGCGUGCUAACCAGGGGGCUAGCCAACCUAAGCCUGAGCAAGAGACUGUACUGUUGCAUGCUCAGCAGCAGAUUGCAUUGCAGAGACUUAUGUUACAACCUGUGCCUACUAAAGUCGUAUGCCUAACUCAAGUUGUUACUCCGGAUGAGCUCAAAGACGAUGACGAGUAUGAAGACAUCUUGGAAGACAUGAGAACCGAAGGCGGGAAAUUUGGUACAUUGGCUAGUGUUGUUAUCCCACGACCAAAGGGAGAUGAUGGCGACGUGGCAGCAGGAGUUGGGAAGGUGUUCUUGGAGUAUGUAGAUAUGGAAGGUGCCUCAAAAGCUCGAUCAGGGAUGAACGGAAGAAAAUUUGGCGGAAAUCAAGUGGUGGCCGUAUUUUAUGCAGAGAACAAGUUCUACCAGGCUGACUAUGAUGGAUAGUCACUUGAAUUUUGCAUUCUGUGACAUUGUUUUAUUAGAACCUGUAGUUGUUAGAUUAUGAUAUGCUGAUAACUAGAGUGAUUCUUUCUCAACCUUCAACUUUCCUUUGUGUUUUCAUUAUCGGAAUUAUUAGUAGAUGUUGAUAUACAGCUCUUUAUUUGAA